Messenger RNA from Ectocarpus sp. CCAP 1310/34, 2534 nucleotides. The record is from the annotation of a GenBank genome assembly. NCBI's taxonomy places the organism in Eukaryota, Phaeophyceae, Ectocarpales, Ectocarpaceae.
CUUCUCAAGCCAAGCAUCCUUGCAGCCACUACUGGAAGCAGCAGAAGCUGCAGCAGCAGCCCAUGAGAUCUAAUGCCGGGCGUAGGGCCGGAAGGGCGGGAGUCAAAGGGAACAAGCCGAAAAACACAUGGCUUGCCUUCUGCGUCUGUGCGGGUUUGGUGUUGUUGUGGGUGCAGUUGACCAUCAGGCUCGUCCCGAAGGAGCUGCACGACAUCAACAAGGCGAUUUCGCCUCACCGCAAGGAGGACAACUCGCUAGACGAGCGAGCAACGGAGUUGGGGGGCGGAAGUCGGGAUAAAUUGCCUGACACGCCAGUGCAAAGGAGAAGACCGCGACCGGACAAGAACCGGCCGAGGGAGCAGACAAGCAUGGACACGAUUGUGUACAACAUGCGGUCGUUUCUCGACGAGCUGGACAGGGUGUACAAAGCUAUCGAGAACCCGGACCCGCAAAAGGUUUGGGAUCUGUACAAGGCUGCCACAGACAGGUGGCUGCUUCCAAUGGAUAGAGCGAGCGAGGGGCAGAAUUUGUUUGACAUACGCGACGACAAGAGCAUCUUCGUGAGCCUGGCUUCCUAUCGAGACGAGAAUUGCCCGACGACCCUCAAAGAGAUGUACUCCAAGGCGGACCACCCGGAGCUCCUGUACAUCGGCUUGGUGCAGCAGAACUGCGUCUCGGAAUGCCGAACGGGAGUCUUGGAGGGGGGGGUAGUGGAGGACAUGAAGCCUGAUGUAAAUUGCUACGAAGAAUUCUGCUCUACGGAGCUUGGGGCGCAGUUCUGCCAAUCGGGCAACGUGCGAGAUUUUUUCGUCCAGGAGGAGGAGGCGUUGGGGCCGGCGGUGGCGAGAUACAUGGCGUCGAAGCUCUGGAUGGGCGAGACUUACUUCAUGCAGAUCGACGCGCACAGCCUGUUCGUACCUCAUUGGGACACGACGCUCGUGAACGAUAUCCACAACACCCCGUCGUAUCCGAUGUCGGUCCUGUCGCACUACCCCCCGAGCGUCGGCGCGAACUUCGAAGACAAACCGGGGUACCGAAUAUGCGGCGCCGAGUUCGCAAAGAGCAGCGUCGAGUACGACAUUAUUCGGCUCACGGCGGGUCUCCAGCAGGACAAGCAGAUACCGGUCAGACCCUGUCCCGCCCCCUUCAUCGGCGCGGGCUUCUUCUUCGCGCACUCGAGCUUCUUGGCCGACGUGCCCUUCGACCCUUACGUGCCGUGGGUGUUCAUGGGCGAGGAGAUCCUGCAGAGCCUCCGAAUGUGGACGUGGGGCUACGACAUCUACUCGCCGACGAGGAACGUGCUGUCCCACCACUACGUGCGCAGACACACGCCCAAGUUCUGGGAGACGGUCAACAGGCUGUUCAAGAAGCCGACCAUGCACAACGACCUCACUAGCAUGGUCAUCAAUCGGGUCAAGAACAUCGCCGGGUACCCGGAGUCGAGCGCCGAGAUCCUGCUCCGGCCGACGCUGUUGGAUAACCUCGACCUGUACGGGGACGGUGACGUCCGACCGAUGGAGGAGUACAUGGAGCGAGUGGGGUUAGAUAUGACGACCAAGCGAGCGAAGCAAAUCUCGUGGUGUUUCAAGUGCCAGCCACCGUACCCGGUGUGAGGGUGUGGCGCGAUGCGGGAUAGGUUUGGUUUGGGGUCGUAAUCUCCAUGUGUGUGUUCGUGGAGGUAUCCUAGGGUAACAAAUAGUUCAAAGUCGAUCGGGUUUUGUGGGAGGGGGGUAGGGGCAGAAAAACUACAUGGGAACAUGAUCCGAAGCGUGUGUCUGUUGGAUGUGUUACUAUGUUCAGUCUUUUGAGUGGCGUUCUUUUUCUUUGUUUUGUCGGGGGCAGUGUGUGCUGCCAGUUGAUUGGAAGGUCGGCGCGAGGAGAGGCCCCGCUGGUAGCCGGCGAACGUGCUGUCCUUUAGAUCGCGGGAUAGCUUGCGACUUGAAGUGAUGUGCGAAGCAGCGGGAGAGACAAGGCGUGUGCACGGCGGCGGCAUUAGAAUUUCUCGGUCUUCAAUGGAAUGGGCUCGAGAAUACUGCUGUUGCUUACUGUGUCGUUCGUAGAGGGCGACUCGUGUCUUUGCCGUUGGGCACACUUUGUGGGCGCAAAACCUGUUUCCGUAUGUGUUGGUUGUCAUUUUCUGCGGGCACAAGCGCGUCACCACGAAAGACAGUAUUUUAUUGGCUUGCGGUUUCGUCCUGCUGUUGGGUAUCAGCACGGUAGUAGAAGGGGGAGAUGAGGGAAUCGGCGGUAAUGGCAGUAGCCUCUGCUGACUGCACUGCAAUCGCGGGGGGCAGCAGCUGUUGCCUUUGAAGCGUUGUGCUCUUGUUUUGCUUGGUAAUUCUAUCAACGCCUCCCCAUGUUUCGAGUUUAAUUGUACCUACAUGGUUGCUUCUUCUGUGCAUGGCCGUCAUGCGGAUCUGAUUCCAAGUAACAGUCACAAUGCCUCCGGCAGUUUUGCGUCUCAAGGCGUAUUCUUUUUUUCUUCACAAACAGCUUUUCUCUCAACUCAGCCCGCUGGGGAAAUAUUGACUUAU